Molecule: messenger RNA, 1209 nt
Organism: Hyalella azteca
Lineage: Eukaryota; Metazoa; Arthropoda; Malacostraca; Amphipoda; Hyalellidae
Product: phosphorylase b kinase gamma catalytic chain, liver/testis isoform-like
Exons: 10
Biological process (GO): protein phosphorylation; glycogen biosynthetic process
Cellular component (GO): phosphorylase kinase complex
Molecular function (GO): phosphorylase kinase activity; calmodulin binding; ATP binding
Source: RefSeq, a predicted model, not a curated record
CUAAUAAUUUACUUUGAUAAAAAAUUGAAGAUUUCAGUAAUGGCUGUAGAUGAUGGAGAUACAUUACCAGAUCGUAGCGCAGCUCGAGGGUUCUACUCCAAAUAUGAACCAAAAGAAGUCCUGGGAAGGGGAGGCUGCUCAGUGGUCAGAAGAUGUAUUGAAAAAGAGACGGGCCAAGAGUUUGCUGCAAAGAUCAUUGAUAUGAGUGAUGCAAAUGACAACAGCAUACUGGAAGCUACAAAGCGUGAAGUUCAAAUAUUACGCAUGGUUGCAGGACAUCCAUACAUCAUUGAGCUCCAUGAUGUUUUUGAAUCAUCAACCUUCAUCUUCUUGGUAUUUGAACUGUGCAAGAAUGGUGAACUGUUUGACUACCUCACAUCAGUUGUCACCUUGUCUGAGAAGAAAACAAAGACAAUCAUGCGGCAGCUUAUGGAAGCUCUAAAGCAUGUCCACUCUAAGAACAUUGUGCAUCGAGACCUCAAGCCAGAAAACAUCCUUCUUGAUGACAACUGCAAUGUCAAACUCACUGAUUUUGGCUUUGCUAAAAUUCUGGAACCUGGGGAAACAUUGAUGGGUGAGUACAUUUCACUCCAAACUUUUAAAUUACUCACCCAUUCUGGUUUAUAAAUCAUGGAAUUGGAAAUAUUGUGGGCAUGCGGCGUGAUCAUGUACACAUUGCUGGUGGGGUGUCCGCCGUUCUGGCACCGCAAGCAGAUGGUCAUGAUCCGCAACAUCAUGGAGGGCAAAUACUCGCUGCAGACCCCGGAGUGGGAUGACAUUACCGACGCUCCUAAGGACCUGAUCUCUAAGCUGCUUGUGGUUGACCCUGAGAAGCGCAUCACAAUCGACGAGGUCUUCGAGCAUCCCUUCUUCCAGCUUGUCCCGGCCGCACGGCGCCCCUCUGCCGCUGACAUCAGCAAUACAGCGCCCGGCUCACCGCCCCCCCUUAAGCACGUCAAGUUGGAGAAAACCUUCAACGCUCGUAAGCAUUUCAAGUUCGCCAUCCUCGUGGUGCGAACCAUGGUCAGGAUCCAGCGACUGCGGUUCACGCCUGAACCGCUGUCCCUUGCCACUGCCAGAGUGGACCCUUACAGACUCAAGGCGCUCAGGAAGGCCCAGUGGGCGAGAGGGAUGGGCCCAGUGGGCGAGAGGGUUGGGUCAGUACAUCUAGAGGCCCAGUGGGCGAGAGGGAUGGGCCAGUACAUCUAG